AUGCUCUCCAAGUGGCCCCUUUUUGUCAAAGCCUUUGGCUGGUUCAGCACGGUGCUUUCUCUAGUAUCGGCCGUUUUGAACAUAUACUGCUACACAUACCCAAGCCUGAACCCCCAGAACUGCAGCUGGGCUGUGUCCGAUGACGUGGCCAGCAGCACAGCCGGCAGAUGGUCGGCUUUGGGCGAGAUGUUGGCGGGAAUACCGUACUUUGGGGAUUUGUACGCAAACAGUGUUGGCAGAGCAAGCAGGCACACAGAUGACAUCAGGAUGCUUGCAAUCGGAGAUCCGCAGAUCGACGGGGCAUGGCCGUCGACGGGCCGGCGGAAAAGACUCGAUAUCUACGGAAACGACCACUAUCUCGGGCACAUAUACGGGGUGAUGAAGCGGAGACUACAGCCUUCGCAUGUUGCCGUUCUGGGCGACCUCAUCUCGUGCAACUGGGUCAGCGACAGCGAGUACUUCAACCGGACGUACCGGUACGCGACACGGUUGUUCCGGCGGCCCGAGACCCCGUUCCCCGGUACCCCGGGGGCCAUCGAUCUGCUGCAGCGGCGAGGAAUUGCUGAAAACGGCAGCCAGUACGCUGCGUGGCUGAAAAAUGGCGUGAAGACGCGUAAAUUCGAGCAGGCAGGCCAGUACGCGUUUUAUGACGUGUACAACUGGGACGGGGCAACCGGUGAGCCGCUUUUCAUCAACACCACGGGCAACCACGACGUGGGGUACGCGGGUGAGCUCGGUUACAACAACAUGUACCGGUACAGCCGAUUCUACGGGCUGCCGAACUACUGGGUCGAGUACAACACACACGACGGGCACAAAUCGCACGAAUCGCACCCCUGGCGCCUCGUGGUGGUCAACUCGCUCCUCCUGGACGGCCCGGCCAAGCACACGCCGCUGUACGAGGCCCAGUGGCAGUUCCUGCGUGCUCUUGCGGCCCACCCGUUCAACGGGUCCACCGUGCUCAUCACACACGUCCCACUGCACAAGCCGGAGGGCUUCUGUGCCGACCCGCCGGCCACAGAGUAUUUCACGCGGCAAAACUGCCCCGCUUGGGACUGGGACAAGCUCGGAAACUUGAGAAGCCAGACGCUGCUCAGCCCGGAAACCUCCCAGAAGCUACUAGAUGCCGCCUUUGCCAACGGCCGCCCCGGAAUCAUCCUCACGGGGCACGAUCACAAGGGCUGCAUCACAUAUUUCGCCCGCCGGGGCACCGGCGCCGCCUCCUGGUCUGCCUCCGCCCAAAAGCCCACCAACUACACCGCCGUGGUCAAGGAGAUCACCGUGCGGUCCAUCAUGGGCGAGUACGGCGGCAACACGGGGCUCCUAACGGGCCAUUUCUCCACGCUGGAUGAUGAAUGGCAGUUCCACUACACUUUGUGUCCGUUUGCGAUCCAGCACGUCUGGUGGGCCUCCAAGGUGACCUUGUUGUUGACUGUGUUCUUCCAGACCGUGUCCUACUUUCUCUAG
Brettanomyces bruxellensis is the source of this 1467-nucleotide messenger RNA. RefSeq lists its product as uncharacterized. Gene Ontology annotation, biological process: GPI anchor biosynthetic process. NCBI's taxonomy places the organism in Eukaryota, Fungi, Ascomycota, Pichiomycetes, Pichiales, Pichiaceae. The coding region runs from base 1 to 1467 and encodes 488 amino acids. The record is from RefSeq and is a predicted model, not a curated record. Gene Ontology annotation, cellular component: endoplasmic reticulum. The transcript has a single exon.